CCUGGUCUCUAUCGCCCUUUGUCCUCCAGCCUCCCCCGGGCUCUGGGCCUGCGGGCCCGGUUGCUAGGCGGAAGCGGGGCGCGGCGGCGUCCGCUGUGGCUGCCGGGGCGUUUGAAAAGCGGCUAAGCAGGCGGCAAAAAGACCCCGCCGCCGCGACCAUGGUUUUCAAGUCGGACCAGCUGCUCAUCGUCGUGUCCAUCCUAGAAGGUCGCCACUUCCCCAAACGUCCAAAGCAUAUGCUUGUGGUGGAAGCCAAGUUUGAUGGAGAGCAGCUGGCUACUGACCCUGUCGUUCAUACUGACCAACCAGAAUUUGCUACUGAGUUAGCCUGGGAAAUUGACAGGAAAGUUCUUCAUCAGCACAGGUUACAGCGCACUCCUAUCAAACUCCAGUGUUUCGCCUUGGAUCCUCUGUCUUCUGCCAAGGAAAGCAUCGGCUACAUUGUUUUGGACCUACGAACCGCUCAAGAAACAAAGCAGGCACCCAAGUGGUACCAGUUGCUGAGUAACAAAUACACCAAGUUCAAGUCUGAGAUACAGAUAAGUAUCACUUUGGAAACAGAUACGAAGGCACAGGUGGAUAGUUUUAAAGCAAAAGGAGCCCCUCCUCGGGAUGGAAAAGUUCCUGCUAGCCUGCAUGGAGUCGACCCGAAGGACAUUGUUGCAGUGUUGAAUGAGGAGGGAGGCUACCAUCAGAUUGGACCAGCAGAGUAUUGUACUGACCCCUUUAUUUUGUCAGUGACCAUAGCAUUUGCCACUCAGUUGGAACAGUUAAUUCCAUGUACCAUGAAGCUUCCAGAAAGACAGCCUGAGUUUUUCUUUUACUAUUCUUUACUGGGAAAUGAUGUUACCAAUGAGCCUUUCAAUGAUUUGAUCAACCCAAACUUUGAGCCCGAGAGAGCAUCUGUUCGCAUACGCAGCAGUGUGGAGGUCCUGCGUGUGUACCUGGCUCUCCAUUCCAAACUGCAGAUUCAUCUCUGCUGUGGAGACCAGUCACUUGGCAGCACAGAAAUACCUUUAAAUGGACUGCUGAAGAAGGGCAGUGCAGAAAUUAACCACCACCCAGUCACAGUCGAGGGGGCUUUUACCCUUGACCCUCCGAACCGAGCCAAGCAGAAACUCGCACCUGUUCCUCUGGAGCUGGCCCCGACUGUGGGAGUAUCAGUGGCCCUGCAGAGAGAAGGCAUCGAUUCCCAGUCUUUAAUUGAAUUAAAGACCCAGAAUGGACAUGAGCCUGAGCAUUCAAAGAAGAGAGUUUUAACCCCCAUAAAGGAGAAGACACUCACUGGGCCAAAAUCUCCAAGUGUGUCGCCUGUCCCACCUCAAAACCAGACACCUCCGACCAAAGACGAUGCAACAGAAAGUGAAGUGGAGAGCCUUCAGUUCGAUAAGGAGCCAAGACGGAAUGUGGGAGGCAUUAGUUCCAUCCCUGCUUCACUGGCCCAGCCGGUGGCAACCUCCAAUGCAUCAGAAAUGGUGACAUCAGGACAGAAGAUUGCUGUUCCAGCAACAUCACAUCACUUCUGCUUUUCAAUAGACUUAAGAAGCAUCCAUGGCUUGGAACUUAGCUUUCCAGUCAACUGCAUAUUGAGGUACUCCUACCCAUUCUUUGGCAGUGCGGCUCCUAUUAUGACUAACCCUCCUGUAGAAGUUCGGAAAAACAUGGAAGUUUUUCUUCCCCAGUCUUACUGUGCAUUUGAUUUUGCAACUAUGCCUCACCAGCUGCAAGACACCUUCCUGCGGAUCCCACUGCUGGUUGAACUAUGGCACAAGGAUAAAAUGAGUAAGGACCUACUCCUUGGGAUUGCAAGAGUCCAACUUUCUAACAUCUUUUCUGCAGAAAAGACCCGGUUUCUGGGUGCUAAUGGUGAGCAGUGCUGGCGGCAGACUUACAGCGAGAGUGUGCCUGUUAUGGCAGCACAGGGAUCAAAUAACAGGAUAGUGGAUCUUUCUUACACGGUGACUCUGGAAGACUAUGGACUAGUGAAAAUGCGUGAGAUCUUUGUAUCUGAUUCGUCUCAGGGUUUGUCUGCUGUGCAGCAGAAGCUGUCCUCUCCUCCUCCAGCUCCGUGUCCUUCUGAGAUCCAGAUGGAGCCUCGAGAGACCUUAGAGUACAAGGCUGCGCUUGAGCUAGAGAUGUGGAAAGAGAUGCAGGAAGACAUAUUUGAAAGUCAGCUAAAGCAGAAAGAACUGGCUCACAUGCAAGCUCUUGCAGAAGAAUGGAGAAAAAGGGACCGGGAAAGAGAGUCACUAGUGAAGAAAAAGGUAGCUGAAUACAGUAUUCUAGAAGGCAAACUUCAAAAAGCCCUCACUGAGCUUGAGAACCGAGAGCAGCAGCUUGCCAGUGCGGAAGUGGAGCUUCAGAGAGAGAGAAAGGAACUGCAGUCAGAGCGGGAGCGGAACCUUCAGGAACUUCAGGACUCUGUCCGCAGGGCCAAAGACGACUGUGUUCACCAAGUGGAGCUGGAGAGGCGGAAGCUGAAGCAGCUGGAAGAGGACAAGCACCGGCUUCAGCAGCAGCUUAAUGAUGCUGAGAAAAAGUAUAAGAUUUUGGAAAAAGAAUUCCACCAGUUAAAGGAUCAACAAAGCAACAAACCAGAGAUACGGUUGCAGUCGGACAUAAAUCUCCUCACCCUGGAAAAGGUACCUAUGUCAGCUCCUGUCAGCAUAACUAGCUCCAGUGAUCAACUCAAAGUCACUACUAAUUUGAGUGUCUACAUUGCUGUGCCACUCUGCAGAGAACGCAAGGUUGAACUUGAAAGAAAGUUGGAAUCUGCAACCAAGUCUAAACUGCAUUACAAGCAGCAGUGGGGACGAGCUUUGAAAGAACUUGCCAGACUCAAGCAGAGGGAGCAAGAAAGUCAAAUGGCUCGCCUUAAAAAACAGCAAGAGGAGUUGGAGCAGAUGCGGCUGCGUUACCUGGCUGCUGAGGAGAAAGAGACGGUGAAAACUGAGCAACAGGAACUGCUGGACAUACGGAACGAACUGAACAGGUUAAGGCAGCAAGAACAGAAACAGUACCAGGACUGCAGAGAGAUUGCAAGUGGGAAGGCGGGCAGCCCGCAGGGCUCUACGCUGGAAGAAGGCCUGGACGACUAUUUGACACGGCUGAUAGAAGAAAGAGACACUCUGAUGAGAACCGGUGUCUAUAACCACGAAGACCGGAUAAUAAGUGAACUGGAUCGGCAGAUCAGAGAAGCUUUGGCCAAAAACAUUGCCAGCAAUCAAUGACAUUUGGGAAAUCUUUGCAGAUACUCUAGGUGGGAUUUUAAUUUUUAUGUAAAAUCGUCAAAAGCAAGGAAAAUUACUAUUUUGGAAUGCUCUUUUUAAUUUUUUUAUAAGCUGAAUUUUAUAUGUUACUGUGUAUAUAGUAUUUAUUUGAUUUUACUUACGCUACCUCUCCUAGGCUGAUUUCAUUUGUAACUAUAUUUUAUUUGCUCACUUAAAAUGACUUUUCAGUGUUCUUCAGUUUAAUAUAAAAAGAGCUUUUCAAAACUUGUUCUGGGAGAACUGGCUACAGUAAUUUCCAGCUACAUAAUUUUUCAUGUUGAGCCAAGAGAGUAUGUGUUGCACUUUAAAAAUGCUGUGUCCUCUUCCCUUCGAUUGUAGAUAUCUUCAAAUUGAAGCCAAUUAUAAAUGUAGCCAUUUUAAAAACUCAUUUUAUCUGACCAUUCUUUUACCUUCACUGUGGUAUUUGCAGUCUCAGGCAGAGAAGCCCUUUGUAUGGCAUAUUGGGUGGCAAAUUAGCCGUUUGUUUAAAUACAUUCCAUUCAGAUUAAAUAUAAGAACAAUUCAGUACCAAAUUUCAUCGUAUUCCACUUUAAGAAUAUAGGAUAAUAGCUUGAUCCGGUCUUCUCUUACGGUCUCCCGCUCAAGACCAUAAAAGGUUUGUUGUUGGUAAAAUUAUAGGUUGCCUUUAUUUCUCAGUGAUAGCAACACUAAGCCAUUACAGCUUCAUGAAUAGAAUAUGGAAACAGAUACCUAAUGGCAUUAACUGAAAAAAGUGAAGCUGAACUACUGUUUUUCUACUCCCUCUCCAUGAGUCUGUUUUCAAAGAGCGAGAGUUGAGGCAGCGCCAUGUCCUGCCAGCCUCCGAGUGCCUUUAUAUGGUGUUCUCCAGAGCCAGCCAUCCUCAUGACGGCUAUACCACCACCUCCACAUGACCUGAACUGGUUAAUCAGCAAACUCCCAGUUUGGGUUGGGUCUUAAAAUACAUAGAGUUCAAAAAUUCUGAUUCCCAAACACAACAAAUUGAAGUGUAUACUUUAGGGAGUAUGUACUAAAUAUAACUUCAACAGAAGCAAAGUAGGUUAUGUGGUAAUGUUCAUGAAAUAUAUUUCUUGUUUGUGAAAUUGAAACCCCUAUAGGCAUCAUAUGCUUCUUUAAUUAACAAAGUCUUAGUCUUUGAAAGCAACCCAGCAGUAAAUAACAGAAGGUACUGGAUGUGAGGGUGAUGACACAGGUAAUCAUAGCGGGGAUUUGAAAUAUUAAUUAAGGCUACAUGUCCCUGAUAUUUUGGUGACACGUGAAUGGAACAAAAGUAUUUUUGUUUUGGAAGAAGAUACUGGCCCAACACUGGUUCCUCCACCUGUGAGGCCUGGAGCUUUCCAAACACUAGAGGGGGCCUUAGAGUAAACAGAAAAGGACUUUAAAAUCUAUGUGUGCUUUGCCUUCUAGAAAACCAUAUUUGAGCUGCUGUAACUUGACAAAUAAAACCCUAACUGUGUGCA
Molecule: messenger RNA, 4729 nt
Organism: Mesocricetus auratus (golden hamster)
Lineage: Eukaryota; Metazoa; Chordata; Mammalia; Rodentia; Cricetidae
Gene: Cep120
Product: centrosomal protein 120
Exons: 21
Coding region: 159-3230 (1023 amino acids)
Biological process (GO): interkinetic nuclear migration; positive regulation of centriole elongation; centrosome cycle
Cellular component (GO): centrosome; centriole
Source: RefSeq, a predicted model, not a curated record